AUGGCCAAUCCUCGAUCCAUGCACUUCUCUGAUAAGUUUGCCAUCAGCUGCGGUACCGUUACGCUCGAUCUACAAGCCCGAAAAGUCCUCAUCAUAUUAUGGCGCAAAAAUGGUGAAUACAUGAUCCCCAAAGGUCGCAAGGACAUCGGCGAAGGGCUCGAGACGACGGCCGUGCGUGAGACAUUCGAAGAAACCGGCUUUCAGUGCCAGCUGCUACCUCAUUCAUUUCCCACGCUUGCAACGACGGAUCCUGUCGAAAAAACCGGCGACGUCGGACAAUCAACUGAGCCAUUCGCGGUAACUCAGCGCACCACAGACGGAAAGUUAAAGAUCAUUUUCUGGUACUUGGCACAGGCAGACUCCACGGCGCCGAAGAUACAUGAUACACAGAUGGAGGACGAGGAUUUUGAUACGGUUUGGGUUGAGGAGGCGAAGGUGCUUGAGAAAUUGACAUAUGAUGAGGACCGAGCAAUCACGAGCAAGGCGAUGGAAUAUUGGAAGGGGCUUUAG
Messenger RNA from Botrytis deweyae, 510 nucleotides. RefSeq lists its product as uncharacterized. The record is from RefSeq and is a predicted model, not a curated record. Gene Ontology annotation, molecular function: bis(5'-nucleosyl)-tetraphosphatase (asymmetrical) activity. The transcript has a single exon. Gene Ontology annotation, biological process: ATP biosynthetic process; AMP biosynthetic process. NCBI's taxonomy places the organism in Eukaryota, Fungi, Ascomycota, Leotiomycetes, Helotiales, Sclerotiniaceae. Bases 1 to 510 code for a protein of 169 amino acids.